Molecule: messenger RNA, 1206 nt
Organism: Mitosporidium daphniae
Lineage: Eukaryota; Fungi; Microsporidia
Exons: 3
Coding region: 1-1206 (401 amino acids)
Cellular component (GO): mitochondrial matrix
Molecular function (GO): L-glutamate gamma-semialdehyde dehydrogenase (NAD+) activity
Source: RefSeq, a predicted model, not a curated record
AUGCAAAAAGCCUGUGUCAUUACUCAAAGGCGUCCAGGGCUCAUAUAUCCAGAAUUUGCAGAGGAAAUUUAUUCGCAGCAGCCUACUGAGCAUUCGCCCGGAGUUUGGAACCGGGUCGAAUAUAGACCGCUGGAGGGGUUUAUUUAUGCAGUGAGCCCGUUCAAUUUUACUGCCAUCGGUGGCAAUCUUGCAUGUGCCCCUGCGUUGAUGGGCAACGUGGUGAUCUGGAAACCUUCUCAAUCUGCGAUGCUCUCAAAUUUUCUUGUAAUGCAGGCCUUGCUGGAGGCAGGGCUUCCCCCCGGAGUUAUACAGUUUACACCGGGAAGCCCAGAGGAAAUUACCGACGUAUGUCUUAGCCACAAAUCCUUUGCCGGGAUUCAUUUUACUGGCUCGUCGGCCAUAUUUUCCAAAAUGUGGCAACGAAUUGGAAAUUCGAUAUCCAACUAUGCAACGUACCCGAGGAUUGUUGGUGAAACCGGGGGAAAGAAUAUGCACUUUGUCCAUCAUUCUGCAGAUCCUGUUAAUGUCGUCAACCAGACUCUCAGAGCUGCCUUUGAAUAUCAAGGUUAUUUUGAUGAUUUUAUUUCAGGCCAAAAGUGUUCAGCGUGCUCUAGAAUUUACAUUCCGCAAUCUCUCUGGCCACAAAUAAAAGACGGGCUCAUCGAAGGCAUGAAGCGGGUAAUUACCAUGGGUCCAGUUGAAGAUUUUCAACACUUUGUUUCCGCUGUAAUUUCCAAGCAAGCCUUUCAGAGGAUUAGUGGGGCAAUUUCCAAGGCCAAGGUCGAUCCAAAUUGCACGCUUUUGGCCGGUGGUGAUGUGGACGACAGUGUUGGCUGGUACAUAUCACCCACGCUUUUUCAAGUGUCAUCGGAGUCGUCUUUUUUGCUUGAAGAAGAGCUUUUUGGCCCCGUUCUUGCUGCCAUUGUUUAUCCCGAUGAGCAAUACCACCGAUUUGCUCAGGAUCGAAAUGCCAUUGUCACCGCUUUGGAUCGCUUGGGCGAUGCAGCUGGAAAUUUUUACAUCAAUGACAAGUGCACCGGAGCUGUUGUCGGCCAGCAGCCGUUUGGAGGUGCUCGCAACUCCGGUACAAAUGACAAGGCAGGCUCUGCCCUCAAUCUACUUCGAUGGACUUCGCAGAGGACAAUCAAAGAGAAUUUUGUUCCCCUUAGCGAUUCCUUCCUGUACCCCUCGAAUUGCGGCCAAUAA